This is a messenger RNA of Chanos chanos (milkfish), 753 nucleotides long. RefSeq names its product prodynorphin (gene pdyn). The coding region runs from base 1 to 753 and encodes 250 amino acids. Gene Ontology annotation, molecular function: opioid receptor binding. Gene Ontology annotation, cellular component: axon terminus; dendrite; plasma membrane. Gene Ontology annotation, biological process: sensory perception; chemical synaptic transmission; neuropeptide signaling pathway. The record is from RefSeq and is a predicted model, not a curated record. The transcript has 2 exons. NCBI's taxonomy places the organism in Eukaryota, Metazoa, Chordata, Actinopteri, Gonorynchiformes, Chanidae.
AUGAUGGAGUGGUUUGUCCUGGCGUUCAUACUGAGCUUCCCGUCCCUGACCCAGGCAGACUGCUCCUCGCAAUGUUUGAAAUGCGCUCAACAGAUCCCCAGUCUAGACACAGAAGUCAACCGGCUGACGUGUACCUUAGAAUGUGAAGGGACCCUGGUAACCACCAGCCUAUUAGACAAAUGCGAAAAAGCGUUGCAGGAACUUGGAAAUGGCUUAACGGAAUUAAAGCAAGAUUACGAAGACGUGCAAAGCACAUCUAAAGUGAAGGAUCCCGAGGAACCCUGGGUUGCCAGUCUGGUGAAGCGGUACGGUGGAUUCAUAAAAAGGAUCGACAAAAAUAAAAUUUCCACCUCGCCAUGGAAUGAGAACACAUAUUUAAAAGGAUUCUUUGCAAAGAAAUAUGGCGAGCCAUAUCGAAAGUUCGGCGAGAGAGAUGUCUCGGAGCUUUCUGAGGACUCCGAACGCGAAGACGUUACCUCGGAAAAUGACCAAACACUAUUUGACGAUACUGCCUUGAAUGAAGUAAAGCGCUAUGGUGGUUUUUUGCGAAAAUUUGGGCCAAAGAGAGGCAACCUCAUCGAUGACAGUAGCAGACAGGAUUUGCAAAAGAGAUAUGGGGGUUUCAUGCGAAGAAUCCGUCCAAAGUUGAAAUGGGACAAUCAGAAGCGAUACGGCGGUUUUUUACGUCGCCAUUUCAAAAUUUCCGUGCGGUCGGAGGACGAACCGAAUUUAUUUGAUGAGUUUGGUCUAUAG